CCCGUACGAACGUGACGUUUCGUGAAUGGAACGCCGCCGCGUCGCGAUAUUACCGCGCAGUCGUUCAGUCAUUCGACAUCCAUGCAACGCGCUUGCCCGCAGGUAAAGCACACACGGUAAAACGUAAAAAUAACGAACGGAGUGCGAUCGUCGCGUAGUAAAAAAUAAAAAAUAAAAACGGUAAAACCAAACGCGACCCGGUAAAACCGUCGGCGAUGGCAUAAGGACGAGUAAGAUUUUAUCUGUGGUAAACGGUUCCGCGGUCCAGACGCGCGUGAACGCAUUUUCCGCCUAACACGACAAAUUUUCCGCUCCGUCCGGUGCCGGUUCGCGGACGAGAUCCGGUUCUUUUACGUUUUCCAUAAAUAUAUUUAAACUUUUUUCGUUUAUCUUUACAUCCGUUUUUCCCUCCCGGUUCACGGUAAACGGCCGCGUUCGGCGCAGGUAACGCGGAAACCAUGCGGGGACCGUUCCGCCGGUGCUCGUUCGUCCUGUGCGUGUGCGUGUUUGCGCUCGGCGCGGGCUCGGCGCGCGCCUACGACAAAUGCGACUCGAGACGUUUCGCCGCCGGAGACUUGGACAACGAGUGCAAACAGGCGAACGGCUCGUUGUCGUCGGCGCCGGGACGGUACGCGCGCGGCGCCAAGAACGUUUCGGGCACGGCCGUGACACGCGAACGUGACGACGGCCUUUACGGCGGCGAAUACAAACCCAAAGAUGUUUAUUCGUCGAACACAAUCCAAGGACUGUUUUCUGUAAAUCCUCCAAUAGUAUUAUUAAACAGUUCCAAUGAACUGUGCAGGAAACAUAGUCAAAUCUACUUAAGAGAAUUAGAAAAAUUAACAACAUGGGCAUUAAAAAUGUACGAUGCAUCAGCUAAAAUACCAUCAGGUAUUUUAAAUGGGAAUAUAAACCAGUUCGGUGAUUUUGACCAAUGUCUCGGAGCGAACGAUGAAAGUUUGGGCAUUAAAGGACAAUAUUGUUUGGCUUUCAUUGAGUUGAGUUUGCCACCCAACGCUAACGAAAAAUGGAAGUACAUUUUAGAUUUGGUGCACUCGCAUUCAGCUUUCCGCAGUCGUUUGGAAGAUCCAGGGCAUCGCGUACCCAGAUUUUCCACGAUCAACUGGGCCGUCUGCGCACCAGCCAGCUGUUCGCCGACAGACAUCGAACACGAGCUGCAUUCCUUGCUGUCAAGAUAUAUGGACACUGCCGAAGUGAUUUUUCGCCUGAAAGUCGAUUCAGAGAUGUGCCAGACGUUCAAAACUUCCUACAUUCCAACGACGGGUUCCUUAAUCGCCGUGUCGAUUUUCGGUGUUCUGUUCGCGUUCAUAUUCGUGUCCACGGUGAUGGACCGGUACAACAUGUUCUCAAAUCCGGAAACUAACGUAUCCAAGAUAUUAUACUCGUUUUCGUUGAAGAGAAACUUUCAACAGUUGCUGAGCAUCAACGAGUCACCGGAAGACAUCAAGGCGGUGCACGGGAUCCGAGCACUGAACGCUUUCAUGCUGCUGGCAUCCCAUAAGUCUAUGGCGAUGUUUUUCAACCCUUAUUCGAACAGGACUUCAAUGACAGAGCAUCUCGGGAAACCAUGGACAGUCAUCGCACGUGCAGCAAGUCUCUACACCGACCCAUUCAUUUUGAUGAGCGGAUUAUUGACGACGAUUUCAUUUUUGAGACAUUUAGAUAGAAAAGGCACAAUCGAUUUACCUAAAGAGUUCAUAUCUAGAUUAGUUAGACUCGUGCCGACGAUGGGUGCGAUCAUAUUGCUGUGCACGCUGAUCGUACCGAACUUGGGUUCCGGUCCGCAGUGGAAUCUCGUGGUGAAGUACCACUCGGACAUAUGCCAGAAGAAUUGGUGGAGAAACUUUUUAUUCAUUCACAACUAUUUCGGCUUCAAAAACAUGUGUUUGUCACAUACGCAUCAUAUCGGCAUCGACUUUCAACUGUUCACGGUGUCUCCGAUACUCGUGUGGAGUCUGUGGAAGUGGCCAAAAAGGAGCAUGGUCGCACUCCUAGCACUCGCGAUCAUUUCCACUGGACUUCGGUACUACGAAACGUUCACGAGGAAGUUAAAUCUGUUCAUCAACUACGGCAGCUCGGUUUCGCAGAUGUAUGACACCGCCGACUUCUCUUACAUCCUGCCCGCGCACCGGUUGACCGUGUACAUUAUGGGCAUCCUUUUGGCGUACUGCCUGCGGUACGUCGGAAGAGACUACCGGCUGAAGAACAGCUAUUUGAAGUUAGGAUGGGUCGCCGCCGCCGGAUUCUUCUACGAGGCGUUCAUACAACCGUCGAAAAUGGGUUCCAUCGAUUACGUGUACGACGUGAACGACGCGGCCAACUUUGCGGCUUUCGCGCCGAUCUAUUGGUGCAUAUUUUUCAGCUGGAUCAUAUUCGUCUCGUACACUGGCAACGGAGGAUUCAUGACGUCGUUGUUUUCGUGGAAGGGUUUCGCAGUGUGCACCCGUCUGUCGUACACGUUCUACUUGACACAAUUUCCCGUGUUCUUCUACAACGUGGGAAGCCUUCGCUCGGCGCUGGAGUACAAUUUCGGUCUGAUUGUGAACGUCAAGGAGAUUGCGGUUAUCGUGGCCGUGUCCGUCUUGCUCACCGUUGCCGUUGAGAUGCCGUUCAACAACCUGAGGAUGGCGUUCGUGAAGAAAUCGUUCAGGCACGUGCCCGAGGCCGUUGGUUGCGACUCGAAGAACGACUGAGGCCUACGCGUUACCUAAACCUAAACCGACCGUUCGCGUGCUCACUUUCUUUUUUAUACAUUUUUUUCACUCGUCCGUCCACACACACAACAUAAAAAUAUCAUCGUCACUACCAGUGCAUCAUCCGAUACCUUUAUGAUUCGCGAUCAUCGUAGAUCGGCACGGAUCGAAUGUUGCUGCGACAGUGCUGUCAUCGGUUUCCGGUUUGCACGCGGCCUGCGAUGACGGAUCCGUCGCAAGCGAAACGUGCUAACAGAAUCCUUGUCGGUAUUUUAUUGCGAUUCGAACGGAAAUCACUUGACGUUUCCGCGCGUGUUCACGUACGCAAACGUCGCCGGUGCAGCUGCUGGGCCGUACGUAUGGACCGGUGACGCGUCGAAACAAAUCUAAAAACAUCUCAUACCGACUGUGCGCAGCAGCCUUUCCUCCUAACAUUUGCACCUUUUUUACAGUUCAAUAUUUGCAUUCGUAAAGUUUUAUAAUUUUCAUCGAAGCGUAAAAACUCAUUUUAAAUGGUACCGGCGACCAUCAACUGUCACAAUAAACAUAUAGUAGUUUCUAAGAAAAUGAUUAACUCGAAUUGUGUUUAUACAUUAUUAUAUUAUUACCUUAACUAUCAUUAUUAUCAUAUUAUUAUUAUUAUUAUUAUUAUUAUAUGAUUAUUAUCAUUAUAUUUGUACAAGUUUAUAAGCAAUUAGAGUUGAUUGUUUGUGAAUUUUUUAUUUAAAUAUAUAUAUUAAAAAAAAAAAAACGAUUGUCAUGAACAACAAGUUAUACACCUUGUGCAGGAUAAAAGUUAAAUGAGAUUAACAAUACUGUUUCACUUAAAUAGAUUUAAGAUUUUAGUAUAGUAAAUUAUUAAUUAAAAAAAUAAUUAUUUUGUAUAAAAUAUAAACACAUUUGUAUAAUUU
Messenger RNA from Sipha flava (yellow sugarcane aphid), 3625 nucleotides. RefSeq names its product nose resistant to fluoxetine protein 6-like. The record is from RefSeq and is a predicted model, not a curated record. Gene Ontology annotation, molecular function: acyltransferase activity, transferring groups other than amino-acyl groups. Bases 459 to 2714 code for a protein of 751 amino acids. The transcript has 13 exons. Lineage: Eukaryota; Metazoa; Arthropoda; Insecta; Hemiptera; Aphididae.